This is a messenger RNA of Arachis ipaensis, 849 nucleotides long. NCBI's taxonomy places the organism in Eukaryota, Viridiplantae, Streptophyta, Magnoliopsida, Fabales, Fabaceae. The record is from RefSeq and is a predicted model, not a curated record.
AUGACUACCAUGAACGCUGUGGCUGAGGCAGUGCGUGAGGCUGCAGUAGCAGCGGCUAGGGCUGUUGAUCGUCUUGGACAUGUUCCGGAAGGCCAACACGUGGAGUUCGUUACUUAUAUGCUGGAAGGAGAAGCUGAGCAUUGGUGGCAGGGGAUACAGCGACUGUUGCAACAAGAUGAAGGCGAUAUUCCUUGGAAUACUUUUGAGGAUGAAUUUUAUAAGAAGUAUUUUCCGAGGGCAGCUCGUGACGCUAAGCAGAUGGAACUUAUGCAGCUGAAACAGGGUAACACAACUGUUGCAGAAUAUGCCCGUAAGUUUGAUGACUUGUGCCAUUUCUCCAAGAUCUGCCAAGGGAAUCCUGCUGACUUUGAAGAAUGGAAGUGUUUGAAGUUCGAAGGGGGCCUUUGUGUGGAUCUGAUGAGUUCAGUAGUUCCAUUAGAGAUACGAAAUUUUGCUGAGCUGGUUAAUAAGUGUAAGUUAGUGGAAGAAUGUGCUAAGAAGGUAAGUGCCUCUAAAGCAAGUCGUCAAGGAUUUCCACCAAGGAACUACAAUAAUUAUAAUUGGCAACCACGAAGGACAAACUUCAAGACACUUGGUGUGCCACAGCGAAGAAACCCACAGGCUGGUAACAUCCCUGCUCGCCUUAUGGGUGGAAACGGAGGUAGACCAAGGCAGGAUAAUGGUAAACGACCUCAACAGGCGCAGGUGAACACUACAUGCAAGCGAUGUGGGAAGGAUCAUGGUAUUAAGACGUGUUUGUUUGGAACAUUCAAUUGUUAUAGAUGUGGUGGAACUGGACAUAUUGCUAAGGAAUUCCCAAAGAUAUUUGCUCGGAAUCCAACGCCCUGA